AUGCCAUCCGACCCAUAUACAGACAUCGAAGCUGUUUCGUUAGACCCAGUCAACCCCCGAUUCCGAUGCAACGCUUGCAACACCCGCGGCAUGGCCAACUACGAGCAUCAUGUCAGAUCGUCUGCCCACCAGAACAAGGUCGCGAGGUACCUCUCACGCAUUGCCGCCAAAGAACAAGCGCUGGUUGGAUUAGAAGCACAAGAAUCCAGGGGAAUAGAUCCACCGGAGGCCCUUGCCUUGGACGCAGGGCUAGAUUUUGAACCUGAUCCUAAUCCGGAAGACGCAAUAGGCGAUCCGCCAUCUCCCCUCACCUAUCUCCGGUCACUGCAAUCUCCUGACGUCCUUGGCGACCAAUUGCUCAACCAUCCCACGGAUACUGAUGAUCCCGAUGCACGCAUCCGCUUCAACAUGCUUUGA
Molecule: messenger RNA, 417 nt
Organism: Melampsora larici-populina 98AG31
Lineage: Eukaryota; Fungi; Basidiomycota; Pucciniomycetes; Pucciniales; Melampsoraceae
Exons: 2
Coding region: 1-417 (138 amino acids)
Source: RefSeq, a predicted model, not a curated record